UUUCGGAAUUUCUAAUAGAAGAAAAAGAAAUAGUGAUUCUAUGUUAAACAAAAAAGAAAAUAGAAAUAGGACUGUUUAUUAAAAUUAAAUACUUACAAUCUAUAAUAUACACACAACUUUUGUAAAAAUUGGCAUUACCUACUGUAUUGUGAAAAUUAUUGUAAGCUAUUCUACAUUUACAUUAAUAACUUAUACCUACCUUAAUAAAAAACGCAGAAAAUAUCUUCUAGUAGUAGAAUGUGCGCUACGAACCGUGAGACUCGAAUAAUAAUGGUUAGGCGAAAAGAUUUAAAGAGAUAAUUGCUGUCUCAUUUCUUUCCGUAAGACUGAUAUUUUUAAAUUUUAAAAAAUAUAUACAUAAAACUAUAUAUAAAUAAACGGUGUGCACACAUAACCAAAGAGAAUUUUACAGUACAAUCAACAUUUAUUUAUAUUAUUAUAUGUAAUAAUUUUUUUGAUUUGUGUUAAUGUAGUUUCAAAAAUAACUAUCGUAAAGAUUUAGUCAUUGUUACAAUAAAUUAAUCAUAAAUUCUUCGUUUGUGUAAUGUAUGAAAGUUUUAAAUUUUGUAAACAUAAGCUCACUACAAUGUUGUGGGUAAAGUGUUAAAAUAGAAACUUAAAACAAGCUACAAAUUAAGCGAAACUUGUCAAAAUGCCUUUUUGGAAAUGUUUUCCAUGUAGGCGUUUUAAAAAUGAAGAAGUCGUAACUGUUCUCGAUCAUAGUAAUUGUACAUUGACUGAUGUACCGCCUGAUGUAUUACAACAUGAAAGAACACUGGAGGAACUUUAUUUGUCUUCAAACAGGAUAACUGCUCUUUCACCACAAUUAUUUUAUUGCCAAGGAAUGCGCAUUUUAUUUGUCAACGAUAAUGAACUAGAUUCAUUACCUAGUGCCAUAGGAUCAUUACGACACUUGCAUAGUCUCAAUUUAGCGAGGAAUAGCCUUUCUACCAUUCCAGAGAAUAUAACUUCAUGUAAAAAUCUAACUCGACUUGAUUUAAGUUUAAAUAAUUUACAAAAACUACCCGAUGCCAUUACUGGGUUGAUUGCACUGCAAGAACUUUUGCUUAAUGAAACAAAUCUUGAAUUUUUGCCAGCAAAUUUUGGUCGCCUGAUAAAUUUGAGGAUACUUGAGUUGCGAUCAAACAAUUUAAUCACACUGCCAAAGACUAUGUCACGAUUGAGUAAUUUGAAUCGCAUUGAUAUCGGAGCUAAUGAAUUUACAGAAUUGCCAGAAGUGAUAUGUCAACUUACACAACUUCGUGAGCUAUGGAUUGAUGUGAAUCGCAUUCGCCGCAUUUCCCCAAAUGUUUCUAAUUUACGUGAAUUGAAACAUUUUGAAGCCAACAAUAAUUUAUUAUCGACAUUGCCUAAUGAAAUAAGUCAUUGGCGAAAUCUAGAAGUGCUCUCCAUAUCAAUAAAUGACAUAGAAUCAUUGCCAUUUAGUAUUGGAAUGUUAAAAAGUCUUGUAACUCUCCAAUGUGAAGCAAAUCAAUUGCGAGAACUACCUGAUAGUAUUUGUCAUUUGGAAAACCUUGAAGAAUUGGUUAUAAAUCAUAAUCUGAUCUUGCGACUACCAAGAACUAUUGGCAUGUUGAGAAAAUUACGUUUUUUUUGUGCCGAUCAAAAUAUUUUGCGCAGUUUACCAAUCGAGAUAUGUAGUUGCAACAAUUUGGUGGUGCUGAGUGUGAGAAUGAAUAAGAUUGUAGAACUUCCACAAAAUAUCGGACACUUGGAGAACUUACAGGUUCUAAAUCUGGUUGACAACUAUAUAGAUCAUCUGCCCGUGUCGGUUUUGAGUUUGACUAAAUUAACAGCACUUUGGAUAAGUGAUAAUCAAUCACAGCCUUUAGUUCCAUUGCAAUAUUUGAAUUCCAAUACCAAAAGUCAUCUUACGUGCUUUAUGUUGCCGCAGCGGGCUGCAGUAACGGGGCCACAAAAUGUUACCCAUUCUAUUGAAUGCAGUGAUGACGACUCUACUAAUUCUUUGCUACAUCAUGAUCAAAUGUCAUUUAAUAGAAGAGCGACGGUAAAUUCGCAGAUGCAAAAAAUGUACUUUUCCGAUCAACAAGAAACUACACCACGUGACACCCGUCCAAUGGCUCGGAUAUGUUUUGCUGAUGAUAGAACUCAAUUUCCAGCUGAAGGUGAUACAGAUACUAGCCCCUUGAGAAGAAUAUAUUUUGCCGACGAAGUAAAAGGUUCGGAAAAUUUGGCAACACGCUUGAUGCGCUCUCCCACACCAUAUCCCAAGGAAUUAAGACUGAUGGCGAAGCUCGUAAGGAAUAAUUAUCAAACACAACAGCUACAUCAGCAAAAUAAACAACCGCACUAUUUGGAUACUAUGCUUGUACCAAAACCAUCAUCCCAUGACCAAAUUAAUGACAAGACACAUCUCUCUGAAAGCUUACCACCAACAAAAACAGUUUCGGGUACUGGUGGUGGAGUGAAAGAAGCUCGAAUUUUAUUAAAUCCCAGUGGGAGCUCUGUGUUCCUGCAGCAAAUACCAAAUUCUAUUAGCUAUCAUCUUAUAGACCGCAAUCGAAGUCUUGAUUCCGAAAUUGAUAAUUUAUCAAAUGAUGUGCAAUCAUUACAAAAAUCAUUAAUUGAUGUAACUGGGUUGGAAAGCAUUAGUGGAGGGGUAGGUGGAGAACGAAUGACACCAAUAGCAUUUAAUAACCAAGUCCAACUACAACAGCAGCAUUACCAACACUUUCAUCCACAAUCACAACAAAUAUAUCUUGAACAACAACAACAGCAAGCUUAUCCAGACCACUCACCAUUGUUGUACGAUGAACAUCAACAAUCCCGCGAAACUCUCAUGAAUGAUAUACCUGCAGCAGCGGUGCCACAAAUGAGCUUGUCUCCGUCAAAAACUUCCUCGUACAGUCAACAAAGUUCACAGCAUUCGCAAAAUAAUUUGUAUGAUAUACAAGGAAGUAAACCACCACCUUAUCACAUUGCUAGGGCGCAUACGAAAAAAUCAAGAGAGGAUCUAUUGAAUUAUGAUACGUUUCAUAGUAAAAUUCAGCAUCAUAGCAAUGGCGUUGACGAAAGGAAUAAUCUUAACAUGGAAAUAAAUGAAGAACACAACGAACAGAGUCGAUGUCAAACUGAAGACGGCAUUAAUGGUGGAGCGAAUUACAACAUAUUGAAUGAUAAUCAAACGAAUUAUUCUACAAAUCAAAAUUGUUACACCAAUGAUAAUGAUUUCGACAUAGUAGACCAUCACAAUAAUAAUAAUAGUUUGAGUCGCACCUAUUCACUUGAUUGCCAUGAUGGGCCAAAACGAAAUAGCUCAUUAUCGCUACAGCAACCUGUUGGUCAUAACGGCUACUCUGAAGAAGUGGAAAAUGUACAUCGAACGUCGCACUCAACAAUGAAUCAACAACUAAAUUGGAACGAUACAGGUGCUGGCGGCGGCAAUGGCAGUUAUGAUGAAACAGAUAGUGAUCAGGCUCCAAGUAUAUCUAAUAAUAUUGGCUCGGAGUUAAGACCACCAUUAAGAUCAGCUUCCACAACAACAUGGCUAUUUGGACUUCAUAAAAACCCAACUGUUAAACAAGUUGCUAUCAAAAGGGACCAUGAAAUUGGAUUUGAAAUAGUUGAGAAAUCAAACCAGGGAAUAUUUGUACGUGGUACUCAGCCGAAUACAUCUGCAGCUCAACUUUUGCACGCAAACGAUAAACUCUUAGAAGUGAAUGGUUAUGAUUUUACAAAAAUUUGUCUUAAUGAUGCCCAACAUAUUCUGGAAAACUCAGGGCCUUUGAUUAAUGUCAUGAUUUCUCGUACGUAGUCAUAAUAAUACCACUAAGAAUUUACAAAAAAAACACAAUUUUAUUUUAUUUGGUCCUUUUUUAAGAAGAACUUUAAUUUAUUAAUAUUUAAAAAAAAAUUAAGAAAAAAAAAACAAUUGUACAUAAAAUAUAUACAAAAAUAUUGUAUUUUAUUUAGUUAGAAAAAAUUUAAUAUUUAGGCCAAUGCCAAUUGAUAAGGAUGUACACAAGUAUUAUUUGCCGAAUAAAGAGAAAGAUAUAGAAGGUGUUAUUUUUAAGUUAUGUAAUUACCCAUGUUGCAAGAGCAUUUAAUAAUUAAAAACCGAACUGA
Molecule: messenger RNA, 4107 nt
Organism: Eupeodes corollae
Lineage: Eukaryota; Metazoa; Arthropoda; Insecta; Diptera; Syrphidae
Gene: Lap1
Product: protein lap1
Exons: 8
Coding region: 653-3796 (1047 amino acids)
Biological process (GO): neurotransmitter receptor transport, endosome to postsynaptic membrane; neurotransmitter receptor transport postsynaptic membrane to endosome
Cellular component (GO): postsynaptic membrane; adherens junction; postsynaptic density
Molecular function (GO): protein binding
Source: RefSeq, a predicted model, not a curated record